UUUCUGUUGUUUGUCUCGAUCAUGGUCCUGAAAUUUGAGCUCUUUCCUCCGAAUCCGCCCACUCCUCUCAAAAGUGUCCAAUAGUCCUCUCUACAGGAAUCAUCUGUUACAUCUUAAUGACCUUUACGCGACUCCUUCCCCAAAUGUACAGGUGCGCCGCAUCAUCAUACGCAGGCAACACGAUGGAAGCAGAACAGCUACAGGUUUUGAACCCGCGGAGACUGAAGUCUUUGGAGGAAUGGAUGCAAAAGACCUCCAUCACCUUAACACAGGUCAAUGGUCAGAGGAAAUACGGUGGUCCCCCUCUGGGCUGGUGUGGUCCUGCUCCAGGCCCCGGCUGUGAGGUCUUCAUCAGUCAGAUACCACGUGACGUCUACGAGGACCGCCUGAUCCCGCUCUUCCAGAGCAUCGGCAAUCUGUACGAGUUCCGGCUCAUGAUGAACUUCAGCGGCCAGAACCGCGGCUUCGCCUACGCCAAGUACGGCGACCAGGCGACGGCCUUAACCGCCGUUAUGACCCUCAACCAGUACCGCCUAGCGGAAGGGGCUCGGCUGACGGUGCGCAGGAGCACAGAGAAGAGACAGCUGCGCCUCGGGGACCUGCCGGCUAACGUGAGCGAGCCAGAACUGCUCAUGGUGCUUCGGAUGUUCUCUGAGGGCGUGGAUGAUGUCAUGCUGAAAGUGGGCGGGCCUAAAGGAAGGGAGGUGAUGGCUAUAGUUCAAUACUCCUCCCACUAUGCUGCGUCCAUGGCUAAGAAAAUAUUGGUGCAAGCAUUCAAGAAGCAGUGCGGCAUUUGCAUCACUGUUAGAUGGUUGUCCACAAAGUCAAAGCAUGUCGAGGAAACCAAACCAGACAGCGGCCCUCUUACCCCACCUGGUCUAAAACCCCUCCCCAAACCCUUUAUCACCUCAACCCACCUGCAUCCCCCACCGUCCCUUCAUAACGUCCCGACCCGCACUGGCCCCCAGACCUUCAUUCGGGCGGUUGGCUCUCCUACCACCCAACAUCAAGACGGGCUGGUACCUCAAGACGCCGUGUCUCAGCUGAAGUGGCUCUGCGAGGUGAACAAACUCGGAGCUCCGCGGUACGAAGCACGUUACCAUCACACCGGGCCCGACGGCUUCCUCUUCUUCGCCUAUAAAGUCUUGAUCCCAGCUCUUCCCAUUCCCCUGUACGGUUUUGUCCAGAUCCUGCCAGGCACCAGCGCUCAUGCCAUGAAGGGGGAAAUUCACCGGGCCACUGCCGAGCAUGUGCUGAAAACCAUAUGCAAGGCCUCAAACGUGCGAGCAUUCUAAUGUGCUGGCUGUGUUAUCGGUUUCAUGUUCAGUAUUACAGUUUUGAUGGCAUGUAAUGUUGAGGUUCCAGUUAAAAAAAAAUGAGUCGAAUUUUAGUUAACCGCAUAAGCAGGCGGUGAAUUCAUGUUUUUCAAAAACUGAAUUUAGUGGUAUGAAAGACGUUUGAAGUAUUUUGUUCUCUUUGGUAUGUUUUAUAAUAUUUUAACUAUGUAAUAUUAAUAAUUUGUAUGUUGUUUUCCAGUGCACCCUAUCACAUUUGGAUGACUUUGUGUGUUUUCACAAUUUAUUAUUAUGAACGUUUUUGAGUUUGGACUUUUUUGUUUUGCACUGGUUUUGACUUUGCAUGGUGUGCUUUGUUUCCUUGUUUGAUGGGCUGUACUGGCUAGAAAUGACUUUUGUACAGUAAAUUAGUUCCAUGAAA
Triplophysa dalaica is the source of this 1716-nucleotide messenger RNA. It is a transcript of the gene dnd1, whose product is annotated as DND microRNA-mediated repression inhibitor 1. Gene Ontology annotation, molecular function: mRNA binding. The coding region runs from base 117 to 1295 and encodes 392 amino acids. Gene Ontology annotation, biological process: negative regulation of miRNA-mediated gene silencing; mRNA stabilization. The record is from RefSeq and is a predicted model, not a curated record. Gene Ontology annotation, cellular component: nucleus; cytoplasm. NCBI's taxonomy places the organism in Eukaryota, Metazoa, Chordata, Actinopteri, Cypriniformes, Nemacheilidae. The transcript has 4 exons.